GACCGUAGCGCCUUCCUCAGCCGGCUAGCCUUAACUGCGUCCUCCGCCUCUGCGGCGAACGACGCGGCGGCCCAGUGGAAGGCCUACCGCGACCUAUUAAGGUACGGCGGGAGGAAGGCGCGGUUUCCAACAGGAAAGCCGAUGAGGCUCGACAAGGAUGGGGAGGUGGUCCACAACUCCCAGGACAUGGCGGACCAGGAGCUCAACCAUUUCGCCAAGAUACAGGCAGGCAAGAUCGUGUCAGCGGACGACCUUGCCCAUAAGUACAACCAGGACAGCAAGACCAGGCCCUUCGACGGAACGCUGGAUCUCUCCAUGGUGAUGCCCCUGUACGUCUGCCAGGCCCAGUUCGCCGCGGCCAAGGCUGGGACGCAAGAAGGCCCUGACGGGCUCACGAACGCCGCUCUCAGGGCGGCUCCUGCAGAGGCAGCCACGCUACUGCACCCCCUCUUCACCAAGGUGGCGACCACGAUCCUCUUAAACAACGUCCUGGGCAAGCACCACCAUAAAUACCUGAGGGCCAUGCUCAACACCACCCUCGCCAUAGCGCUGGAGGACAUCCAGGUUGGCGGCCAGCCAAAGCGAGGGGCUGACAUGGCAGUACUAGCAGCGCGCCUCUUCACCGAGAGAAGCCAGGCCCAAGGGAAGUGUUCCAUGAUCAGCUGCUAUGACUUAAAGCAGGCUUUCUACUCGGUUGUCGCCCAGCUGGCACACGGCAUCCCAGGCGAAGAGGACGAAGUCAGGGAGGUGCUAGACAACCUAGAAGUUCCCCUAUGGGCCCAGCCGCAGCUGGAGCACCUCAUGGCCAACCCAGGGAUUCUCGACACAGUGCUGGACGGCCCCCACCUGGCUGCCCUCAUCGCCGAAGGGUAUCGCAACAGGUGGACAUCGCACAGGUUCUCACAGAGCUUCAUGGCGCCUCACAAGGGAACGAGGCCUGGCGUGCCCCUCGCCGACGCGGACUUCAAUCUGCUCUUCGGCCGAGUCCACCGCAUGAUCGACAGCUACCUGGCACAGCGAGGGCUCAGGGCCCAGGGCAUACCUCUG
Prorocentrum cordatum is the source of this 1047-nucleotide messenger RNA. NCBI's taxonomy places the organism in Eukaryota, Dinophyceae, Prorocentrales, Prorocentraceae. The record is from the annotation of a GenBank genome assembly.